Molecule: messenger RNA, 1834 nt
Organism: Ziziphus jujuba (common jujube)
Lineage: Eukaryota; Viridiplantae; Streptophyta; Magnoliopsida; Rosales; Rhamnaceae
Product: cytochrome P450 714B3
Exons: 5
Coding region: 220-1773 (517 amino acids)
Molecular function (GO): heme binding; monooxygenase activity; oxidoreductase activity, acting on paired donors, with incorporation or reduction of molecular oxygen
Source: RefSeq, a predicted model, not a curated record
CCCCAACCCAAAGACUCGAUCCCGAGCACACACAGGCUGCUUGCUUAAAAAAAUUUCAAAAAUAAAUUGAGAGAGAAGAUGUUAGGAAGAGCAAAACCCAAAGAUAUUUUUUAUUAUGAUCUCAGAUCUAAAAUCUGACUUUGGGUCCUCAAUCCGGUUCUACAUAAACAGAGAGAGAGUUGAGAAACGCAAAACCCAAAAACAGACACAGUAUUAGCCAUGGAGGUUCCAGAGCUUGAGCCUUCAAAAAUAGUAGUGACAGUUUUGUUGUUGUGGGUUUUGAGCUUGGUGGUAAGAGUGUGUAAUGCUCUGUUUGUGAAGCCCAGAAGACUGAGAGAAAUAAUGAAAAAACAAGGCAUAAAAGGCCCUCCAACAACUUUUUUGCUUGGUAAUUUGGGUGAUAUGAAUAAAGCACAAGCUAAACUCCAAAAGCCACCUCCUGGAGAGAAAGGGAUUGUACACAAUGUUCCUGCUAUUGUUUUUCCUACUUUCCCUCCAUGGACUAAACAAUAUGGUCCAACAUUCAUGUUCUCAAUAGGCAACAUGGAAUUUGUGCACAUAAAUGAUCCAGAAAUCGUAAAGGAAAUCACUUUAUGCACUUCCUUGGGCUUUGGAAAGCCAUCCUUCCCACAGAAACUGUUUGAUCCUUUGCUCGGCCGAGGUGUUGUCAACGCCAAUGGAUCUGAAUGGUCUCAACAAAGAAAAAUCCUUGCUCCUGAAUUUUUUAACGAGAAGGUCAAGGGUAUGACAAAGUUGAUGGUUGAGUCGGCAAGCAUAGUAGUGAAUUUAUUAGCUGCUGAGAUUGAAAAAAAUGGUGGAGUUGCUGAUAUUAACGUUGAGCAUCAUACCACAAAAUUCGCCAGAGACGUAAUUUCAAGACUUUGUUUUGGGAGCAAUUACUCUGCUGGAGAAGAGAUUUUCUCAAAGCUUAAAGUUCUUGGAGAUAUUACUUCUAAGAUUGGCACAAUCAAUGCAUUAUUCCCUAUCAUGAAAUAUGUUCCUACAAAGGACAAUAGAGAAUCAACAAGGUUAGAAAAGGAGAUUCGAGCAUUGGUUCUCAAAGUUGUGAAAGAAAAAAAACAAGUAGGAAAUCAAAAGGAUAUACUGCAACUAAUCUCUGAAGGUGCUAAAAAUAUUGGGUUAGACCAAGCUGCAGCGGAUCGUUAUAUUGUGGACAAUUGUAGGAAUAUAUAUGUGGCAGGUUAUGAGACAACCGCUGCAUCCGCAAUGUGGACUUUAAUGUUGUUGGCCAUCAACCCAGAAUGGCAAAGUAGAGUACGAGAGGAAGUUCAAGAUAUUUGUCAGGGACAAAUGCCUGAUGCCGACAUGAUUCGCAAGAUGAAAGUUUUGACUAUGGUAAUCUAUGAGUCUUUGCGUUUGUACCCUCCGGGACCCCUACUGUCGAGGGAGGCCUUAGAAGACCUAAAAUUUGGGAACAUUAAGAUUCCAAAAGGGCUUAAUGUUUGGACAUUGUUCCUAACAUUACACUAUGACCAAGAAAUUUGGGGACCAGAUGCUCAUGUUUUUAAGCCUGAGAGGUUUGCAAAUGGCAUUAGUGGCUCAUGCAAGCAUCCCCAUGUGUAUAUGCCAUUUGGUGCUGGUGCUCGUAUAUGUUUGGGACAACACUUUGCGAUGGCUGAGCUUAGAAUCCUGCUUUCUCUAAUAUUAUCCAAUUUCUCAUUUUCUUUGUCACCCAAGUAUAGGCAUUCACCUAUUCUGAAGGUCAUCAUUGAGCCUGAACAUGGAGUGGACUUGAUAAUGAGGAAGCUUUAAGCUACCAAAACUGUUGACUUUGUUUCUUUCGCAAUAAGAGAUGGCUUCUCUUUCAUUUUAA